AUGUCACAAAUACUGCCCGCAACAAAUACGCCGGUUCAAACGCCUUCGGCUGAAAAAUUUCAUGAUGAACAUGUGAUUAGUCAAGAAGAACAUAAUGAGAAUAGUCUAGAGAACAAGUCUAUCUUGAAACAUAAUGAAGCUGAUAAAAAUGAUAUCAAUGAAGACAAUAUGGAUGUUUCCUUACAGCUGCAACUGCAACUGCAACAACUGCAACAACAACCACAGCCUUCACAUGAGCCACUUUCGCCACCCAACCCAUCGCCGACUCCGGAAAAGAGGAAAUUGGAAGAUGAAUUGACACACGAGGAGAAAGCUCCAUCUGAAAAUAACAACGAGGAGCCAGAAGCAAAAAAGCUCAAAGUUGAUGAGGAAGGUUCGCAAUUACAAGAACCAGAAAGUGUCUCUCCUGAUGCUAAUGGAAGUGCCGAGUCUGAUCAAAAUGCCAACGAGAGCGAAAAAGCUCCAAACAGUGAAGAAAAGAAGGAGGAGGAGGAGCAGCCCAAUGCAUCUCAAAAUGAAGAAUCUACCGAAACAGCUGAUGCAACAACUGCACAACAACUGCAACUGCAACAUCUUCCUGUAUUCACUGAGCCAGCACCAAAGCCACCAGCAGAACCUGAUAUGGAUAACUUGCCUGAACAUCCAAUGCCAUCUCACCAAGCAAAGUUUGCUUUGCACACAAUCAAAGCAAUAAAACGUCUUAAAGACGCUAAGCCAUUCCUAGCACCAGUUGACACGGUAAAAUUGAAUGUUCCCUUUUAUUACAACUACAUCCCUCGUCCUAUGGACUUGGCCACGAUUGAGAGAAAAGUGAACGCUAAUGCAUAUGAAGAUAUAUCACAAGUUGUUGAUGACUUCAAUUUAAUGGUGGAAAAUUGUAAGAAAUUCAAUGGAGAGGCCGCUGGUAUAUCAAAGAUGGCGACAAAUAUACAAGCACAUUUUGAAAAACAUAUGCUUAAUGUGCCUCCUAAGGAAUUACCAGCCGGUGUUUCUCCUUCAAAGUUUAUUGCUGGUGCCAAUGAUUCUUCGAUAACCAGCAAGAGAAAAGUUGCCACUGAAUCCAAUUCACAACAACAUAGAGAUUCAGUAGCUACUGCUAGGCCAAAAAGAACCAUCCAUCCACCAAAGUCAAAAGAGUUACCAUAUGACGUAAGACCAAGAAAGAAAAAGUUUGCUGCUGAAUUGAGGUUCUGCAACCAAACAAUUAAGGAAUUGACGUCAAAGAAGCAUUACAAUUACAACUUCCCAUUUUUAGCACCAGUCGAUACUGUAGCUCUCAAUAUUCCCAAUUACAAUGAGAUAGUCAAGGAGCCAAUGGAUCUCGGUACAAUACAAUCUAAGUUGACCAACAAUUUAUACGAAAAUGCCGACGACUUUGAAAAGGAUGUUAGAUUGGUGUUCCGCAACUGCUAUGCUUUCAAUCCAGAAGGAACUGAUGUCAAUAUGAUGGGACACAGGUUGGAGGCAAUCUUUGACAAGAAAUGGGCCAAUAAACCAGUCCCAGAACCAACACCUCAACAUUCAGAAGCCAGUGACGAUGACUUCAGCAGCGAUGAAGAAGAGGAAAUCACCGAGGCCGUGCUUUCAGAAGUACCAGCUAUUCAAUUUUUAGAAAACCAAUUGAUUAGAAUGAAGGAAGAAUUGGAUAAAAUGAAGGCUGAACAUUUGAGGAAAUUAAAAGAACAACAAGCUGCAAGGCGAAAGAGGAAGAAGUCUCAAUCUGGAAAGCGUGGAUCAAAAUCAAAGAGAUCUAGAGAACAUUCACAUACUCCUUCCAGUCAUCAAAAUCAAAUCAAACUUACCCCACCACAACCUGUUGUCACUUAUGAAAUGAAGAAGCAAGUCUCUGAAGCGGUCCCCACAUUGUCAGAUAAGAAGUUGAAUGCAUUGAUCAAAAUUAUUCAGGACGAUGUUCAAAUCACUAAUGAAGAUGAAGUCGAAUUGGAUAUGGAUCAAUUGGGAGAUUCAACAGUUCUCAAACUCUAUGACUUUUUGUUUGGUGAAAAGGCAUCGCAAAAGUCAUUGAAGAGAAAGAAAUUGGCCAGUGGUGGUGGCAGUGGCAGUGGAGGAGCUAAUCUUGAUGAAAUGGCUCAUUUGAGGCAACAAUUGGCCUUGUUUGAUCAAGGUAAUGGACAAACUGCCGAACAACAAUUUGCCAAUAAUGAUAUCAUGCCAUCAUCAAUACCAAAACGACCGCUUAGUAACCGUCCUACUUAUAUAAUCAAGAGAUGUCAAGAACAAAAACGACCGGCUUAUGUCGCUGGUCCCAUGGUUCGUUACUCCAAACUCCCAUUUCGUGAACUAUGUCGAUUUUACAAUGUUGAUAUCGUUUAUACACCCAUGAUUCUAGCUCGUGAAUUUGUUAGGAACGGCAUUGCGCGGUACUCUGACUUCACCACUAAUGAUAAAGAUCAGCCGGUCAUUGUUCAAGUUGGUGUAAGUAACGUGGAGGAUUUUAUGAAAUUUAUUGAAAUGAUUCAUCCCUAUGUCGAUGGCAUUGGCAUAAAUUGUGGAUGUCCAAUACGAGACCAGAUACGCGAAGGUAUAGGAGCAGCAUUAAUGAGUAAACCUCAGUUGGUCGCCAAUUUAAUCGCAACGGCAAAAGCCAAGUACGGUGAUUCGAUAUGCAUAGAUACCAAAAUCCGUAUCCAUAAUGAUAUAAAUGAAACGAUUGAAUUUGUCAGACUUAUUGAAGAAGCUGGAACCGAUAUCAUCACCAUUCAUGGACGUACCAAAACCACCCGGUCAUCAGUGCCUGUGAAUCUAGACGCGAUUAGAACCCUACGCCAGCAUAUUAAGACCGUUCCCGUGAUAGCCAAUGGUGACUGUUUUACAUUGGAUGAUUGUAAUCGGAUUGCUGAGUAUACCGCAGUUGAUGGAGUCAUGUCAGCACGCGGAGUCUUGGCAAACCCGGCUUUGUUCACCGGGCUAGACAAAACUCCUUGGAGUGCCGUCGAGAUGUUUAUGCAUUUAACAACAAGCUAUGGUUUACCAUACAAACUAUCACAAUACCAUGUGGUCCAAUUCAUGGAGAAUAUGGAUAUUCCCAGAAGAAUAAUCAAAGACAUUAAUGAAUGCAAGAGUAUGAUUGAUAUGAUGGAUUUAUUAGACAAGUACUUUUACGUCAAGAGGAAACUGGAAAAGGGUUUCGCUACUGCGGUUGAGCCCAACUGGAGAUUAAAACUUGAAUCUGUAUAG
Messenger RNA from Lodderomyces margitis, 3198 nucleotides. It is a transcript of the gene DUS4, whose product is annotated as tRNA dihydrouridine synthase. Gene Ontology annotation, cellular component: chromatin; nucleus. Gene Ontology annotation, molecular function: flavin adenine dinucleotide binding; tRNA dihydrouridine synthase activity. Lineage: Eukaryota; Fungi; Ascomycota; Pichiomycetes; Serinales; Debaryomycetaceae. The transcript is spliced from 2 exons. The record is from RefSeq and is a predicted model, not a curated record. Gene Ontology annotation, biological process: chromatin remodeling; tRNA processing; regulation of DNA-templated transcription. Bases 1 to 3198 code for a protein of 1065 amino acids.